AUGGUACGUUCAUUGUUUGAUAUAUGUUUGACAACGAUAUGUCGACACAGACUGGCCGAAGGGAUAUCGUAUCUGCCAGCUGAGAGUAAAGAGAAACUUUUGGAAUAUUUCACUUCACAUGACAUGGUAAGGCUUCACUAUGUGUUAUAGUUUAGGUAAUAGUUAAAUAUUUUUACUACGCAGUACUAUUUAUACUAGUACUUUACUUUACUUGUCAUAUACUAUUUUUAAAGCUUGCAUAUGCUAUAUUAAACAAAGUAAUUCUGUUUUCCAGUUAUCCACCCCCAAUUGCAUGCAAGUCCUGACAGCCGGCUUCUCGAUUGACAUCGAAUGUCUGACUUUCUAUUUGAGUGAAGAUGUUACUGAUGAUCUCUUGAGGACAAUUGUAAAGUCAUGUACAUCAUUAAAGGAGAUCUCUAUCAUCGAUUGUCCAAAUGUCACUGAUCAAGGCAUACUGGACAUUACCUUGAAUCAACCUGACUUGUACUCAGUAGAACUACGGUAUUUGAGGAAUCUAAGUUCGAAUGGGUUGAAGAACAUAAAGUCACGGUAUUUAGAUGUGGUCGAUCUCAGUGGGUGUUCUAGGGUAAGUCUUAAUAUGUUGUGGUACAUUAACUUUGUACCAUAUAGUAUUAUAGACGCUACGCUGUUAUGUAAAACACGGUUGGACAUGUCUAUAAGGUUGUAUUUUCUAUUUAUCAAACCAUGUUUUAUAAAAAAAAACCUUGUAGAUAACAUCAGAAGGCAUUUUUGACUUGGUCUACAACAACAGAAGUAUCAAAAAGUUGAACUUGAGUAAUUGUCGCGACCUCGAUGAUCAAGCCUUAUAUGACAUUGCCUAUUGUAUUGGUGAGAAUCUCGAAACGAUCGAGCUGGACUGUCUUCCAAACAUGUUGGAUCCAGCAACCACUUUACACGAUCUGUCACACAAAUGUCCCAACAUAUCACAAUUGAGUUUGUGUCGGUUCUUUGGGGUAAGUUCUUGGGUUGAACUAAGGGUAGUGCAAGAUUAUUUUUGAAACUAAGACUUUAAAAAACUCCAUAAAAUACACAGUAAUGUUCUGGUUUUCAUGUAAAUAGCAAUGCAUUUACAAAUUUUUCAAAAAAUUGUAAGGUUCUUUGAAUAAUUAAAAGUUUUUAAAAAAUAAAAAACCCAUUUCAACUUCAGGCCGAGCGGGAAAACGACGUACUGUCAGAAUACGAGAUUGCUGGUUCUGUACUCAGGGAAAUUGAUUUAUACGGUAAGACUUUUCAGAAGACUAGUACUUUUAAGCAAUUAUUUCUUACUAUUGUCCUACCUACCCCACUCAAAAUCAGCUCGAAAUCUUUAUAUCACCAAUAUUACCCAUAAAAAAUUUUAGGUUUAGCUUUUGAGAUUUAAGAUUGAAAUAUUUGAGUUUCCCGCCAAUUUAAAAAAUUUGGCAUAGUGCUUCAAGAACUGUUUGGACUUUCCGUACACGCUAAGCUUAAAAAUUUAGGUUCGUUUAAAAGUCUUCUACUAGUGCAUUAAAGGAAAAAGAUUGAAACACAAAAAGUGAAACAGUUAUAAUCUUAAAGACAAUGCCAGCUUGGCGGGAAAUUCAAAACCUAAUCUGUUCUCGAUUUUUUCCGAUUUUUUAACGAAAAAAAAGUUAAAAACGUCUUUUUUCCUCAAAUUUAUAUAAACUUUACAGGGAAUUACUUUGUUCAUCUUCCAAAAUUGCCACCAACCAUCAAAACGAUACGACUGUCAGUAACGGGCUGUGAAGAUGUCGAAGAGUUGGUCAGGAAGUUGGAAUCACAUGAAGAACUCUGUGAUCUACAUUUACAGUUAGAGUGUUUGGAUGAAGAUACGGUAAGGUUGUGACAAUUAAUUUCUUUAUAUUUAUGUUUACUAUACUAUAACUAUUAAAACCCUACUGUAAAUUUCAAUUUUAGUCCUUUUAUUAACUUAAAAUGUCAUUUUCAGUGGUUAGUCGAAGCAGCCAACCGUUUCCUAACCCACUUCCUGUCGCACCUUGGUCCCAAGAUUACCCGGCUUCAUAUCAGUGCUUGUCGCAUCGUGGAUCCAGUGAUGGCGUUGAUAACAGAAGCUCUGCCCCACCUCACCGACCUCGCUCUUUCAUGCCUUCAUCUCAACACUUACUACCUCAGGAAGUUCUUUUCCGGAGGCAUCAACUCGAAGGGUGCCAAACUGAAAUCACUUAAACUCAAAGGGCUUCGCAUUACCUACAGAGCCUUGUUUACUAUUGGCAAAGGGGCUAGGUCGCUUACGGUAAGUGUAUUGUAAUUUUAAGGAAUACUGUAACAUUAAAAGUACUGUAGUAUUAAAAAUAUGAUGAAUUUCGUAAGAAUUGAGGUCUUAGGUAACAAAUAAUAAAAAAAAGUGAAAAAUUUGAUAACUUUUUAAUAAAAAAGUACAAAAAAUGAUAUUACAGUACCCCAAAAACAUUUUACGGUACAAACUCUUCAUUUCGACAGUACACUUUUAACCUUUCAGGACCUAGAAGCCUCGCACAUGGCUACAGUAGACGACCGUUUCCUGGUCCUCAUCGCUGACACUUGUAAACAUAUCCGCUCCGUGAACUUCAAUGGCUGUCGCUUUGUCACUGAUAAAGGCUUAUCAGCUUUGGCUUCGAAUGGCAACCUUAGUGAAGUCAGGAUACGAGGCACAGGAUGCACAGAUACCUUUAUAUACAGAUUGGCAGCCCAUUGUCCUCAGAUGGAGUGGAUCGCGCACGCUGACUUUAGUGGACGGCCAAGGUUCAGUCAACAGGCUCUUCAGUUCUUGAGAGAUACGUGUAUUCAGAGGGUCAUUUGUUGA
Molecule: messenger RNA, 2803 nt
Organism: Bursaphelenchus okinawaensis
Lineage: Eukaryota; Metazoa; Nematoda; Chromadorea; Rhabditida; Aphelenchoididae
Source: the annotation of a GenBank genome assembly